CAGUGCUUGGGACCGACAUGCUUUCAGAAAUCCAAAAUGGCUGCGUGCAGUAUAGAAGGCUUGCUUGCUAAAGCUGAACAAGAUGAGGCUGAAAAACUCAAAAGUAUCACCGUUCAGAAAGAACUGGACCUCGAGUUUGACAUUGGAAACUUGGUUGCAUACGACAAGAACCGUAUUGACAUUCGACUGUUUCGUGAACAGAAGAAAGAGGAUUUUCUGCGUUCGCUAGCUCGUGACAACACGCAGCUCCUGGUCAACGAGAUAUGGAAGCAUCCAACUGAGAGAGUUGAGGAGGUAAUCGUAGUCAAACUACCCGAGCCGACCACUCCACUGCCGAGAGAGAAGCCCCCACCAAAGCCCAGGCCUCCAACCAAAUGGGAGGAAUUCGCCAAACUGAAGGGGAUCCAAAAGAAGAAGAAAACUAACCUGGUAUGGGACGAUGUUGCCAAAGAGUGGAAGCGGCGUUGGGGCUACAAGCGUGUCAACGAUGGCACAAAAGAGUGGCUGAUUGAGGUUCCCGAAACGGCAGACCCUAACGAGGACCAAUUCGCCAAACGCAACAAAGCAAAGAAGGAGAAGGUGGCAAAGAACGAGCUGCAUCGCCUGAGGAACAUAGCCAGGGCACAGAAAAUCAAAGUACCAGGUGUUGGACUCACACCGACCGCCCAGCAAUCCAAAACUGACCUGGUUAGGGCUGUCAAUGUGGCCAAGUCAUCCACCGCUUCCGCAGGUAAAUUCCAAGAGCGCUUACCUAAGGAGAAAGCUCCCAGAAACACCGGGAAGAAGAGGAAAUUCCAGCCGGUCAUUGGUAACUUUUCCAAUGAAAAGCAGAGGCAUCUGGAUCUGCUGAAAGUGAUGGACAGUAAGAAACCUCGUCUGGACGUCAACAAAGCUGUAAACAAACAAAUGCGAGAGGAUGACCGAGAGGAGUCUGCAGCUAAAUUUAAGAAGGGGGGAAAGAAGGGGCGCAAGGGUGGUAACUUCUCUGGAAAAGGAAAGGGUGGUGGUGGGAAGGGCAAAGGUAAAGGAAGAGCAGGGGGUAAGGGUCAAGGACCACCUAGUGGUAAAAAAGGAGCUGGGAAACCAGGGAAGCGCUAAGGAGGACCUUUUGGAACUUUGCAUGUCAUACAUCAUACGUGCCUUGUCUCAGAUGUAUCGGACUGCACAAUAUGAACUGACUACUUCAUUAUGUCUCCCACCUGCACUGUCAUAUUGCUGGGAGCGAUUCCUGUUUUGUUUCCUCUUUAUGCAGGUCAGGUGCAAUAGGAGUGUAAGAGGGAAGGGGUCUUCUGUCCCAUCAUGCAAAUUUCUAAAUGGCUCACCCAUGAUGUUGUGUGAAAUGGAAUACAGUCUUUAUUUACCUCAUCAGUCCUCAAUUUGUUAUAGAUUUGUCAAUGCAAUGUACAACUUUUGGGUACAGAGUUAUGUUUGAUAUUUCAAAUAAAAAUCAACUUCAAAAAUA
Molecule: messenger RNA, 1462 nt
Organism: Salvelinus fontinalis (brook trout)
Lineage: Eukaryota; Metazoa; Chordata; Actinopteri; Salmoniformes; Salmonidae
Gene: rrs1
Product: ribosome biogenesis regulator 1 homolog
Exons: 1
Coding region: 37-1098 (353 amino acids)
Biological process (GO): ribosomal large subunit export from nucleus; ribosomal large subunit biogenesis; ribosome biogenesis
Cellular component (GO): nucleus; preribosome, large subunit precursor; nucleolus
Molecular function (GO): protein binding
Source: RefSeq, a predicted model, not a curated record